Molecule: messenger RNA, 1119 nt
Organism: Drosophila subobscura
Lineage: Eukaryota; Metazoa; Arthropoda; Insecta; Diptera; Drosophilidae
Gene: Grl65a
Exons: 2
Coding region: 1-1119 (372 amino acids)
Biological process (GO): sensory perception of taste
Cellular component (GO): membrane
Source: RefSeq, a predicted model, not a curated record
AUGAGGAAAGUGAAUUUACUGAACCGCUGCACGCGGCUCUUCCUGUUUGGCAUCGUAUUGCUGACCCAGCUCUGUGGCCUAACCACAUUCGUCUACGAUUUGAGGCGGGAACGUUUCUAUCAAUCCAACACACUGAGGGUAUAUUCUGUGCUGGUUCUGCUGCUCCUCAUGGUGCUCAUUGUGGGCAACGUUUGCUCCAUAAUCAGCAGCAACGAGGAAUGGCUUUCCAUGGUGGGAUUUUACGUGAUUCUGGUGGUUCGUGUACAGAAUCUCUUGUACAGCGGGGAAUGCGUUAAACUGCUGAAUGAAAUGCACCGGAUGGUGAGGCAACUCCAGACAAUGGCCCGGCAUCCGAAUAUCUUUCGAGGGCGACAUCUACUGCUGCUCGUGUUGGCUUUUCAUACGCUCAUACGUUCGCUUAUAUCGGCCAUGAGGCGGGACACCAGGCAAACUAUCAUUUUGCUGCUGAUAUUUGCUGUUCUGCUGGCCUUUCUGCUCCAGAUCACGAUCAACAUUUGCCUCUUUGUGGUCCUGAUUGCCUGCUACCAUGAGCUGCACCUCUGCACGCGCCGCAUCUCGAAUGAUGUGAGAAAGCUGCGACAGGCACAGGCGCUGGAGGGUGUACACCUUUCGGUGCUGGUCGAACAACUGCGCUGCAUAACAGAGGAAUUGAUUAUGCUGCGAUCGCAGGUGUUUCACAUCUCUCGGCGACUCAUCAAACACUUUCGUUUCCACUGGCUGUGCGCAUUGGUACACGGAUUUCUACCCUUCACAUUCCUAACAGCCAUCGAUCAGCAGGAUUUCUACUACCUCACCACCUCAGUGCUGAACAUUGUCUUUUAUUUUACGAUAUUUGAGUUGUUGUCAUGGGAAUCACGGCUGUCGCGUAGUUUCUGGCACUUUCACUUGACCAACUAUCAGCCAAGUUUCGACAGAACGAUUGAUGAGCUGGUGCACCAGGAAAUCAAUGAGCGAAUCAAAUUAUCCAUCUAUGGCAUUACGCUGGACAUGAAAUUCCUCAGCCGCCUGCUGUCCAUUUCCAUUUUCUUCAUAUUUGUGAACACACAGAGCUACUGGCAGCAUCAAUGCCAGAUAGAACAUGUUUCGCCUGAUGUAUAA